AUGCAGGAGAAUAGUGAACGUCAUAUAGAUGAUUCUCAAACCGCUAAUAAUGCCACCACUUCCUUUGCCACGGACAGUUCAACGGAAGGUUCACAAGACGAACUGGGCGUCUCUGCUGAUAAUUCCAAGCCCGCGGAUAACGAUACACAACAACUGAAGGAGUUAAUUGCUUCAUUGGAAGAAAAAUUACAAAAGAAAAAACUGAUUAAUCAGAUCACAGAUAACGAUAAGAUGACUAAGUUUUAUACUGGUCUCAAUUCGCCAAACACAAGCAAGAAAUCACUUCCUCCAAUGGAGCAGUUUCUCCUAGUUUUGAUGCGCUUACGUUUGAACCUAUCCGAACAAGAUUUGGCAUAUAGAUUCAACAUAUCUCAGGGAAGUGUUUUAAUGUUGUGGCCAACUCCCGAAAGUCUUUUGAAUUCAACACCUACUCCUUUCAAGAAGAAGUUUCCCCGAUGCGUUAGCAUUAUUGAUUGUUUUGAAAUUGGUAUUGAAAGAUUUAAACACUUACUAGCCCGUUGCUCAACGUACUCACAUUACAAAGGAAGAAAUACCAUUAAAUCCCUCAUUUCUAUUACUCCUCGCGGAGCAAUUUCUUUCAUUUCGCAAGGCUACGGAGGUCGUAGUACAGAUGUACAAAUCACUUUAGAUCCUAAAAAUCGGAGUAACGAAAAGUUUUUUGACAACAUUAGAGAAGGCGAUGAGAUUCUGGCUGAUAGAGGUUGGCAUUUCUUGGCCGAAGAUCCCGUUUGA
This is a messenger RNA of Daphnia pulex (common water flea), 753 nucleotides long. RefSeq lists its product as uncharacterized. The coding region runs from base 1 to 753 and encodes 250 amino acids. The transcript has 5 exons. NCBI's taxonomy places the organism in Eukaryota, Metazoa, Arthropoda, Branchiopoda, Diplostraca, Daphniidae. The record is from RefSeq and is a predicted model, not a curated record.